AUGCCGAGUGGAAUUGGGAAGUUGACUUGCCUGCGGACGUUGAGUAUGGUCGUCCUGAGUGGCAAAAAGGGCUUCCGACUAAGUGAGUUGAGAGACUUAAAUAUGCUUAGAGGAGAGCUAUCAAUUGAGCACCUUGAGAGGAUUAAAGACAAAAAGGAUGCAGAAGAAGCUUGCUUAAUUAAAAAACAGAGUCUCCGCGAGUUGCGUUUGCAUUGGCAUUUCAAAAGAAUGCUUCAACGGUACAAUGAUGAGGAAGUGCUCGAAGCCUUGAAACCCUGCCCCAACCUUCAAUUGCUGAGUAUACAAGGCUUCAAAGGUUCAUCAUUAUUUCCAUCUUGGAUUUCAACUGUAACAGAAGUUUUGGUGCGGAACAGUGCCACGGAGUACAUAGUUGGGCCCCAGGAGAGUACUGCUACUACUCCAGGGGUGAAAAAGCUGACGUUACAGAUCAUGCCCAACCUAAAAGGAAUGUUAAGAAGAGAAGUCCAAGGUACUCUCGGGGUAUUCUCUCAACUUCAAUCCUUGUCUUUCUUCAAUUGCCCAACGUUGACAUUGCCUUUGCCACAUAUGCCGUCCCUAAAGGAGUUAUGCGUCGACAGCUGCCCGAACAUGGCGUGGGCUUCAAUCUCCAAUCUCACUAGUCUUAACUCCCUUAGAAUUGAGGACAUUGAAGGAUUGAGUUGUUUUCCAGAAGAGAUGCUACAAAAUCUUAGUCUUCUUGAAUCCCUGGGUAUUAGUGACAUGAAGGAUCUGCAAGCCUUACCUAGAAGCUUGGCUAGCCUCACGGCUUUGAAGAUGUUGGCCAUCGUGGAAUGUCCCAAGCUGGAGUCUCUGCCAGAAGAAGGAUUGCGAGGCCUUGCAUCUUUGCAGGAACUCUCUUUGUUCGGAUGCUAUAAUUUGGUGAGUCUCUCAAUGGGGACUAAAGCCCUCAAAUCCCUGACUCAUCUAAGCAUCGACGGGUCAAACGCGACAGCUCUGCCAGAGGAAGUCAAACAUUUCCCCGCACUACAGAAACUGGAGCUGAUUGAUUUUCACAAUCUAACUUCAUUGCCAGACUGGUUUGGAGGCGGCCACCUCACUUCUCUUCAAGACCUGACACUAUGGUCUUGUCCGAAGCUUGAAACACUUCCAUCCAGCAUUCAAAUGAUGAAGACACUCCAAAGUUUGACUAUACGUUACUGCUCCCUAUUGGGACCACGGUGUGAAAGGGGAGGAGAGGAAUGGCACAAAAUUAAGCACAUCCCGAAUCUGGAAUUGAUCGCAGAAUAUUAA
Messenger RNA from Coffea eugenioides, 1272 nucleotides. Its product is annotated as putative disease resistance protein RGA1. The record is from RefSeq and is a predicted model, not a curated record. NCBI's taxonomy places the organism in Eukaryota, Viridiplantae, Streptophyta, Magnoliopsida, Gentianales, Rubiaceae. Bases 1 to 1272 code for a protein of 423 amino acids. The transcript has a single exon.